This is a messenger RNA of Prunus mume (Japanese apricot), 2211 nucleotides long. Lineage: Eukaryota; Viridiplantae; Streptophyta; Magnoliopsida; Rosales; Rosaceae. The record is from RefSeq and is a predicted model, not a curated record.
AUGAGGAUCAUAGUCUGGAACUGUCAGGGUAUCGGGAGUGUUAUGACAGUUUCGAGUUUGAAGGAGCAAGUUAGGCUCCAAAGUCCUGACAUAGUGAUCCUCCUAGAAACAAAAAAUCUGAGUCAACGCUAUGGGUAUUUAAAACGUCAGUUAGGUAUGCAAUUUAUGCAUGCGGUUGAGCCUCGGGGCUUGAGUGGAGGAUUGUGUUUAUUCUGGAAGGAGAUGUCACAAGUUGUAUUACUCAAGUAUGCUGAUUUUUUUAUUGAGGUUGUGAUCAAGGAUGAGGAGAAUGGUGCCAAGUGGCGCUUCUUUGCAGUGUAUGCAAGUACUGAUGAGCGAGUACGGAGAUCACAAUGGCAAAUGUUACAGGAUAGGAUGGCCCAGUGUCAGGAGGCUUGCCUACUUAUGGGAGAUUUCAAUGAUAUUAUGGACGUAUCUGAGAAGCGUGGGGUGAAUAGUCACCUGUUGGAUUUGGGAUAUGUGGGCCAUCCGUUUACUUGGAGGAACAGGCGGCAGGAGGGAGGCAUAAUGGAACGCUUGGAUAGGGGUUUUGGGAAUGAUCAAUGGGUUACACUGUAUCCGGCUGCUACACAACAACUCAAAGCUACUUAUCUGGCUCCUGACUUUGAUCGUGAUGAGGUCUUGCAGUUGGAGAGUAGCCUUAAAGAGGCGUUCCGGGAGGAAGAGGAGAUUUUUACCACGUGUUCCCCUUCGAAUAUAGAGUACAUUACUGAUUGUGUUCAGCCACGGGUGACCAUGCAGCAGAAUGCGUGCUUGACACGGCAAAUCUCAUCUGAAGAGAUUUGGCUAGCAGUGAAAUCCUUGAACCCUACAAAAUCGCUGGGUCCAGAUGGAUUUACGGGGAAAUUCUUCCAACAGUAUUGGGAUGUGGAAGGAGGUGAACUGGGGAGAUCCAGUUUGGCUCUGAAACUAGAUAUGGCAAAAGCUUAUGACCGGGUUGAAUGGCCAUUUGUGGAGCAUAUGAUGAGAAGGUUGGGAAUUGAUUCUGUCUUUCGGAGUUGGGUCAUGGAGUGCGUGUCUACUAUAACAUAUAGUGUGAUUGUUAAUGGUGAGGCUACAGGACAUAUUUUACCUUCCCGGGGUCUACGUCAGGCUAAUGAACGUGAGGCUAGGUGCUUGAAAAAUAUUCUAGUUGACUAUGAGAAGGGGUCAGGUCAGUGUAUCAAUUUUGAUAAAAGUUCCCUCUUGUUUGGGAAAAAAUGCCCAGCUCGUGUCCGGAAGCAAGUGGGAGAAAUAUUACAGGUACAACAAAAGGAUGGGUUCAGACGAUAUUUGGGCCUCUCUGCAGAUUUUGGUGCGUCAAAACAGCAGGUCUUUGAGGAGGUACGCAACAAAAUUAAUGCCAAGCUUAUGGGGUGGUCUGAACAAUAUUUAUCGCAAGCUGGGAAGGAAGUGCUAAUCAAAGCCGUGGCCAUGGCUAUGCCGAAUUAUGCUAUGUCAUGUUUUCAGUUACCCAUUAAUUUAUGCAAGGAGAUAGAGAGGGAGAUCAUUCGGUAUUGGUGGAAGAGGCACAAGGAGCAUAAGGGUAUCCACUGGGUUGGUUGGCAAUGUCUCAGUAUGUUGAAAGAAGCUGGGGGUAUGGGCUUUCAGGACCUUAGAUGCUUCAACCUAGCCAUGCUUGCAAAAAUUGGUUGGCGAAUUAUCAAACACCCUGACUCACUGCUGGCCACUACUUAUCGGGACAAGUAUUUUAGAUCCUCAGAUUUCAUGAGCGCUGGUGGUGGUCGUGGGACGUCGUUGGGGUGGAAGGGUAUUUUGCAAGGACGGAAAAUAUUGGAGGCACGCAUGAGAUGGCGUAUAGGCAAUGGACAUCAAGUUCGUACCUGUAUAGAUAAAUGGGUACCCUCCCCUUCUUCCUUUAAGAUUUAUUCUAGACACCCAGAAAUACCUGUUUUGGUGCAGGGACUUAUUGACGAUCAAACGAAGAUGUGGAAUCGAGAUCUUAUUUUGCCGUGUUUCAAUAGUGUGGAAGCCCAGACCAUAUUAUCAUUACCUCUUAGCAGAUGGGGCUGUGAUGACAGACUAGUGUGGCAUUUUACUACGCAUGGUGGAUACUCAGUUCGUACCGGCUAUGAACUUGCUCUAACCUUACGGAAAAGUGGUGAGUUGGGGGGGAAAGCGGAAGAGGAGUGCAGCUAUGGAAAUGAUCGGAUUUUGGAAGAGCAUUUGGAGAUUGCAAGUACCGCCUAA